UUCCUGUUUGAGUCGCUCUUGCUUACUACCGUGUCCCCCGUCCUCUCCUCCUCCUCUUCCCACUCCCCCCUCCCUCCCUUGCCGCCUUCGUUCUAUGUGACUUGAGAACUCCAGACGACUGCAACGUGAGAGGCGAAUUGCGUUUUAAAGACAAAACAAAAAUUGUCCGUUGUUUAUCCCUUCUACACCGGAGAAGCGAGGUGAAAAGUGAAUUUGACGAAGCCGGAGCGAGCGAGUGGACGUGGUUGUGGCGGUUGCGGGAGGGGGAGAAAUGUUGGCGCCGCGUCGCCGCCGCAGCGUCUCGGACUUGGGCAAACAGACUGGCUAUUGUCGCUAAACGGCUCCAAGAGAUGGACGCCUUGGUCCGUUCGACAACCCCCUUUUGAAGCACUUUGAGACAAAGCUCCAACGAGGUCGAAAAUGACAGCCGGCCACAUGUUUCUUUUGAUUGUGAUCCUUUUGGUCCCUCCCUGCACAAGCUUGGAAGCCGAAGGCGACACCAGGCGCUCGCAGUGCUUGUGCGACGGGUCGUCCUGCGGCGGAGGCGACCGCUGUUUUGGUCUGCGGUGCUUCACCUCGAUGUCCUUGCUCAACGGGACUCGGGAGUUUCGGAAGGGAUGCAUUGUGGGUAGUGAAGAAGGAAAGUGCGCUACGCCGCCGACUCCCGAGUUGGUGGUGGAGUGCUGCUACGGAGAUCUGUGCAACACGAACCUGUCUCUGCAGCAGCAUGUUAAAGACGCGGAAGCGUCCGCCGGCAGACCGGCCCUCCGGGAGCAGGAGUGCGUAUGCGAGGGCGCCGCCUGCCAGCCCCAUCGGCGCUGCGCCGGCCAACAUUGUUUCUCCUCGCUCACGGUGGAGGACGGCGGCGCCGCCGUCCAACAGAAGGGCUGCCUGAGGGAUGACGACGUGGGCCGGGCCACCUGCGCCGAGCCGCCCUCGCCGGCCCGCGUCGUCAAGUGCUGCCAAGGCCAUCUGUGCAACAUGAACGUCACGCUGCAAGCUCUGGGGAAAGAGGAAGUGAAGCCCCUGGCCAAAGAGAAGCACGAGUGCGUGUGCGAGGGCAGCUCGUGCGCCACGGGGAACCGCUGCAUGGGCAGCCAGUGUUUCUCCUCCCUGACCGUCAACGGCGGCUCUCUGAUGUACCAGAAAGGUUGCUUUAAUGUCUACGAGCAGAGCACCAUGACCUGCAAGACGCCGCCUUCCAGAGACCAGAUUGUGGAAUGCUGCUUCGGCCACCUGUGCAACCUCAACAGCACCGUCCAGCUUCCCGUCAAAGCCGACGAGCUCUCCAACUACAGCGUGACCAUGCUAGCCGUCGUCAUCGUGGCGCCCAUCCUGGUUCUGAUCGUCCUGUCGGCCAUCGCCAUCCUGGUGUUCCGACGCAUCUACCACAACCAAAUGGAGAGAUUGACAUCACGGGAUGCCGAAUACGGAACCAUCGACGGUCUCAUUGCGUCCAACGUGGGGGAGAGCACGCUGGCGGAUCUUCUGGAUCACUCGUGCACUUCGGGAAGCGGCUCCGGCCUUCCGUUCCUGGUUCAGAGGACGGUGGCUCGACAAAUCACUCUCAACGAGUGUGUGGGCAAGGGCCGUUACGGCGAAGUGUGGCGAGGCCAUUGGCAAGGAGAGAGUGUUGCCGUGAAGAUCUUCUCGUCCCGAGACGAGAAGUCCUGGUUCCGAGAAACCGAGAUCUAUAACACGGUGCUGCUGAGACACGAAAACAUCCUUGGCUUCAUCGCCUCCGACAUGACGUCCCGCAACUCCAGCACGCAGCUUUGGCUCAUCACCCACUACCACGAGAUGGGCUCCCUGUACGACUACCUGCAGCUGAGCACGCUGGACGCGUGCGGCUGCCUGCGCAUGGCGCUCUCCAUCGCCAGCGGCCUGGCCCAUCUCCACGUGGAGAUCUUCGGUACCCAGGGCAAGCCGGCCAUCGCCCACCGGGACCUCAAGAGCAAGAACAUCCUGGUGAAAAUAAACGGCCAGUGUUGCAUCGCCGACCUCGGUUUGGCCGUCAUGCAUUUCCAAGACACCAACGAGCUGGAUGUGGGCAACAAUCCCAAAGUAGGCACCAAGCGCUACAUGGCUCCCGAGGUGCUGGAUGACUCCAUCCAGAUGGACUGCUUUGAGUCCUACAAGAGGGUGGACAUCUGGGCCCUAGGCCUCGUUCUGUGGGAGAUUGCCAGGAGGACGGUCAGCAAUGGCAUCGUUGAGGACUACAAGCCUCCUUUCCACGACGUGGUUCCAAGCGAUCCCAGUUUUGAGGAUAUGAAGAAAGUGGUCUGUGUGGACCAGCAGAGGCCCAACAUACCCAACAGAUGGUUCUCGGACCCGACUUUAAUCUCAAUGGCAAAGCUGAUGAAGGAGUGCUGGUACCAGAACCCGUCGGCCCGACUAACGGCGCUACGCAUCAAAAAGACUUUGACAAAGAUCAACAGCUCCUUUGACAAAAUGAAAACAGACAUUUAAGCGUACCUGGCUCCCCGUCGCAGGCGCUACAGUAUUUCCCGGAUGAACACGCCCAGCCCCUUCAGCGUGCCCUUAUAGCGGCACGGCCCUGUAUUUAUUUUCAAAGACACAUUUUGGCAUCCAAAGAUGGCUGAGCGAGCUCUUGGGAACCGGACGUUCAAUAUUAAGCAAUCUGGGAGCUGGAGUUUUGCUGUUAACCUGGAUGUUAGUGCUUUGGUUUUUGCGCCUGAGUUUGGAGAAGAGGUCGCAUCGAGUAAUUAUUUUUUUUUUUCUUGGCUUUGUUUGUUAGCCUUGUUGUAAGAAAAAGCGUCCAUCACUCUUCCAAUGUCAGCAGUCCUUCAAACAGGUGUAUAGUUCUCAAUCCCUUCCUUUUGUUUGUCUUAGUUGUGCACAACACAAGAAUAUCUGCUAGGUGAUGCUGAGGUUAGCCAUCUCCUUCGCCCUUAAUGGAGGCCUGUACUCUUAAAUUUGCCUUUAUACCGUCUUAAUGUGCAUUGUCAAGUUCAAGAAGUCAAACUUCAACCUUUUUUUUUUUUUUUUCGUUAACAUUUUAUAUCGGCUAGUGGUUUCUAUUAAUUAAAUAGAAAACAAGUAUAUGACCUGUC
Messenger RNA from Syngnathus acus (greater pipefish), 3074 nucleotides. RefSeq names its product activin receptor type-1-like. Bases 421 to 2469 code for a protein of 682 amino acids. The record is from RefSeq and is a predicted model, not a curated record. Gene Ontology annotation, molecular function: SMAD binding; ATP binding; transforming growth factor beta receptor activity, type I. Gene Ontology annotation, cellular component: plasma membrane; BMP receptor complex. Lineage: Eukaryota; Metazoa; Chordata; Actinopteri; Syngnathiformes; Syngnathidae. The transcript is spliced from 12 exons. Gene Ontology annotation, biological process: transforming growth factor beta receptor signaling pathway; heart development; protein phosphorylation.